CCUUCAUCUCACUUUCAGUGACGAAUUCUAUUAAGUUUUUACACGACAAUUCUCAACCUUAAAACCCUCAACUUAGCCUCUUAAUACUCACAACAAAAAUGGAUAUCUUCUUCAUCAUCUUCACUUUAACAGCAGCUCCAUUUCUUCUCAUCUUACUAACCUUCUUAUACGUCAUGCUCAAGGUCUUCACCGGAAAAUCCAUCAACAACCCGAAUUAUGCUCCGGUGAUCGGAACAGUAUUCAACCAGCUCUUCCACUUCAGCUACCUUUACGACCACCAAUCAGAAUUGGCCAAAACAUACAAAACUUACAGGCUUCUUGGGCCUGAAGAAAGCGAGUUAUACACAACGGAUGUAAAAAAUAUUGAGCAUGUUUUGAAAACGAAUUUUCAUAAAUUCUCAAAAGGGAAGUAUAAUCAGAGUAUUAUUACUGAUCUUUUUGGUGAAGGUAUUUUUGCUGUUGAUGGAGAGAAAUGGAGGAAACAGAGGAAGCUUUCGAGUUUCGAGUUUUCGACUAGGGUUCUUAGAGAUUUUAGCUGUUCUGUUUUCAGAAAUAAUGGUGCUAAACUGGUUAAAGUUGUUUCCAAGAUUGUGGUUGCUGAUCGAGCGUUUGAUAUGCAAGAUAUUCUGAUGAGAUGCACUUUAGAUUCGAUUUUUAAAGUUGGAUUUGGAGUGGAAUUAAAUUGUUUAGAAGGAUCAAGUAAAGAAGGAACUGGUUUUAUGAAAGCAUUUGAUGACUCAAAUGAGUUGGUGUAUUGGCGAUACGUUGAUCCAUUUUGGAAAUUAAAAAGAUUAUUUAAUGUUGGAAGUGAAGCUUCUCUGAAGAAGAAUAUCAAAACUCUUGAUGAUUUUGUCAACAACCUUAUCAAAACCAGAAGGAACCAGCUCAUGGAUCAUCCACAGCAGAAUGUGAAAGAGGAUAUAUUGUCAAGAUUUUUGGUGGAGAGCGAGAAGGAUCCAGAGAAUAUGAAUGAUAAGUAUUUGAGGGAUAUCAUUCUGAACUUUAUGAUUGCCGGCAAAGACACCAGUGCAAAUACUCUCUCCUGGUUCUUUUAUAUGCUUUGCAAGAACCCUCUAAUUCAGGAAAAAGUGGCACAGGAAGUGAGACAGGUGACUAGUAGUCAAGAUUGUGAUCUUCAGGUUGAAGAUUUCAUGGCAAAAAUAACCGAUACCGAACUUGAGCAAAUGCAUUAUCUUCAUGCGACCUUGACGGAGACUCUGAGACUAUACCCUGCAGUUCCUGUGGAUGGAAGGAGUGCAGAAGAAGAUGAUGUCCUUCCUGAUGGCAUCAGAAUGAAAAAGGGAGAUGGGUUAUACUACAUGGCCUAUGCCAUGGGCAGAAUGCCUUAUAUUUGGGGACAGGACGCCGAGGAAUUUCGGCCUGAAAGAUGGCUCAACAAUGGAAUAUUCCAACCUGAAUCGCCUUUCAAAUUCGUCGCGUUUCAUGCUGGUCCUCGAAUAUGUCUCGGAAAAGACUUUGCCUACAGGCAGAUGAAGAUAUUAUCAAUGGCUCUACUUCGAUUCUUUCGCUUCAAAUUGGAUGAUGAUACUACAAAAGUCACUUACAGGACUAUGUUCACCCUUCAUAUUAAUCAAGGUCUCCAUCUUCAGGCCAUUCCAAGAACAACCUGCUCAUUAAUAUGAGUGUUUGAUAUCAUCGAGAGGCUCAUGUUCAUCAAGUGUAAUUUUCCAUUUCAAAAGGAACUACUAAUACAUAAAUUUUUGUUUCA
Mercurialis annua (annual mercury) is the source of this 1729-nucleotide messenger RNA. Its product is annotated as cytochrome P450 704C1. The record is from RefSeq and is a predicted model, not a curated record. Gene Ontology annotation, molecular function: oxidoreductase activity, acting on paired donors, with incorporation or reduction of molecular oxygen; heme binding; iron ion binding. The transcript has 5 exons. Bases 99 to 1643 code for a protein of 514 amino acids. NCBI's taxonomy places the organism in Eukaryota, Viridiplantae, Streptophyta, Magnoliopsida, Malpighiales, Euphorbiaceae.